Molecule: messenger RNA, 478 nt
Organism: Hevea brasiliensis (rubber tree)
Lineage: Eukaryota; Viridiplantae; Streptophyta; Magnoliopsida; Malpighiales; Euphorbiaceae
Product: 40S ribosomal protein S28-1-like
Exons: 2
Coding region: 107-304 (65 amino acids)
Biological process (GO): maturation of SSU-rRNA; translation; ribosomal small subunit assembly
Cellular component (GO): cytosolic small ribosomal subunit; ribosome
Molecular function (GO): structural constituent of ribosome
Source: RefSeq, a predicted model, not a curated record
UAUACAAGUAUUCAUUCUAUUCUAUUCCAUCUCCUGCUUUCACAAUCUCAAUAUAAACACCAUUAGACACUUCUAUAUUCUGUCUCACAAAAAGCAUAAGCUAAAAAUGGAUUCUGGAGUGAAAAAUGCAACAGUGAUAAAGGUGAUUGGAAGGACAGGAUCAAGAGGGCAGGUAACUCAGGUAAGAGUUGAAUUUAUGGAUCAGUUAAAGCGUCAAAUUACAAGAAAUGUGAAGGGUCCUGUCAGAGUUGGCGAUGUCCUUACCCUGCUCGAGUCUGAAAGGGAGGCUAGGAGGCUUCGCUAGUAGAUGUUGCUUCCUCUCCAGUCUCGUCAAUGGCCUUCUCUUUUGCCUCUUAUCAUUAAAAUAAUCCGAUUUAGUUUUUGUUUAUGCAAAUUCUAACUUUUGAAAAAAUAAUUCUCUCUGUUAAUUUAUCCUUUCAGUUUUUUGAUGGUACAACGUGAAAAAUUUUAAUAUAUA